Oncorhynchus gorbuscha (pink salmon) is the source of this 2393-nucleotide messenger RNA. It is a transcript of the gene mbip, whose product is annotated as MAP3K12 binding inhibitory protein 1. NCBI's taxonomy places the organism in Eukaryota, Metazoa, Chordata, Actinopteri, Salmoniformes, Salmonidae. Gene Ontology annotation, cellular component: cytosol. The coding region runs from base 7 to 1080 and encodes 357 amino acids. The transcript has 9 exons. The record is from RefSeq and is a predicted model, not a curated record.
AAUGCAAUGGCGGACAGAAUGAAGUUGAAUGACGAAAACGGUGUGUGCGAUAAACAAAGGGGAAAUGUUGCCAUAACGUCUUCUUGCAAGGAAAUAUCAAGCUACAGAGACAGUAUGUUAAUUCUUUUGAAUCUGCUCACAGACUUCGGGAGUGAGCUGAAAUUGGGUGAAGCUGCACUGAAAAUCAGCGCCAGCUUAGAAGCAGUGGAUGUGUCAUCUCUUCAACCUACUCGUCAUGUGUUCACCUGUCUUCAGCAACACAUCUCCAAACUACAGUCAGUUUCAGACAACCUGAGGGUCCUGGUGGAGGCAGAAGACCAGUCCUCGUCUUCAAAGAGCAACAAGGAUGAAACCACUAGCACACUCUCUUCUGAUGAGAUGACCAUAGACUCGCCACCCAUUCUACCUGCAGCUCAGCCAACCCGGCCAGCGGUAGAGGAGGAGGGCAAGUUGCAGGUUGAUGACCUCAGCAUUCAGAUCAGAGCCAACAAAUCCGAGAUUGAUAGGAGGAUAUCUGCAUUUAUAGAGCGAAAGCAGCUGGAGAUCAAUGAAAACAACGUGAGGGAGUUCUGCAACGUGAUCGACUGCAAUCAGGAAGACAGCUGUGCCAGAACAGAUGCAGUAUUCACACCCUACCCAGGCUUCAAAAGUCAUGUUAAAGUGACUCGUGUGGUGAACACCUACGGGCCUCAGACUCGUAGAGGGGGAGGGUUAGGAGGAGGUGCCUUGGGGGAGGCUGAGGAGCAGCAGAGGGCCAUGGUGUCUAGAGACUGUGGGAAUCCAGCCAUAGAGGAACGCCUGCACAACAUCGAGACACACCUAAAGCUCCCAACAGAGGGUCCAGUGCCUUUAAGUGUGUACCAGAGGCUGAAGAAGCUUGAAGAUCGGAUCCUGGAGUUGGAGGGACUUUCCCCGGAGUACUUCCAGUCUAGUUACCUACACAAGCGACCAAAGACAUCAAUGUCUCAGGUCUGCAGUCUGUCGGAGCUGGAUGUGAAGAUCAGUGCUGUCAAAGCAGCCUUGCUGAAGAGGAUGGGGGAAUUUGGGCCGGUAGAGUACGACACAGAGUGUCCACUCUGACCCCCAACCUUUUUGACCUAUGACCUUGACACGUACCCACCAUUAUGGGCAACAGACUAGAGGAAGAGAUGAGAGACUUUAACCUCGAGGUGUAGAUAUCCACCCUUACACCCGGCUGAACGCUGUGUGUAACAUACAGCCAUAUUGGUCAGGGAGAAAUCCAAAACCAGUCUAAUCGGAAUGAGUGGCAGUAGAGGCGCAAUACGGAUUUUUACUUAUUCAGGGAAAAUAAAACUAAUCCAUGUGAUAUCAGAAAUUGUUUAAUACAAUUAUCAACUGAAAAUAUUGUCAUACUGUAUAAAUACAGUUUUAUACCAAUUGAAGGAUACCAUGAAUGUCUAAAUUGAUGUUUUCUUGGAAAGCUGCGAGUGCUAUUAUAUGAUACAAUGUCAGUACUUGUUGCAUUUACAACUUGUCUAAGUCCUAUCAUCAGCUGAUUUCAACCAGUGUGUGGCUGUGGAUUGACUGCAUUGUCUAAUGGAAUGUUGGGAUAUUGGCCGUUUUUAAUUAAUUAGAAAAUGAAUGAAAUCAUUCCCCUUAACUGUCUGGCUAGCUAGCUGACCAACAUCGCAAAUAAAUUAUUUGAAUUAAUAUUUUAUGAAUCACAGUACUGACUAACCGUGGUUGACCAACUCCCUGACCAAGAUGGCUGACCUUUAUCCCAUCAUAGCAUGAUGUGGCUCUGCGGCUCCAGUGUUUUUCGGGAUCUAUAGUCUGCCCCACUCAAAGAUCCGGAGCUUCCUGAAGCUUCUGCGCAUGUAUAUAUUCUCUACUUUACGCACAGAGAACAGGCUACUCGGGUGAAUGGUGCUCGUUUAAUAAAGUUGGAUCAAAGCUGAAACCGUGUCGGCAAGAUCGCAUAAUGAUAAUAUUCGACAUAGAGUUUUAUAUAAUAGCGUAGUAUAACAUUACUGUAAGACAAAAAUGGGGAUAUGCAUUUAGAUCUUGAGUUAUACAGUGUGUUUUUUUCAAAGUAGUCUAGUGUUGUUUUGAAUGAUGUACAGUGAAUUCAUUUUAGAGCAGAUGGAGUAAACAAACUAGCAUAGCCUACCUGUGUAUUUUGCCCAGUGGCGCAUGCUGUUGUGUUUUGGCCACAUGAGAGAGAGCGGCGUUGUUGUUUUUUUGAAACGUUACAAGCUGCUAUUAUGUGAUUUUUCUGUUAUGGAGAAUACUAUGCUCAUUGUGAUGUUGCAGACAUUGCUUCAGACAUUGAUCUAACUUGAUUCAGCGUUGAUUCUUCCUCCUUUUUGCUGUUGUGUUGCUAAGUUUUAACGUUGAUGUUUUUGUAAAUAAAUUCUCUUUCAUUUGGCGAA